Messenger RNA from Lepus europaeus (European hare), 1365 nucleotides. It is a transcript of the gene MAP2K2, whose product is annotated as mitogen-activated protein kinase kinase 2. The coding region runs from base 50 to 1252 and encodes 400 amino acids. Gene Ontology annotation, molecular function: ATP binding; protein kinase activity. Gene Ontology annotation, biological process: protein phosphorylation. The record is from RefSeq and is a predicted model, not a curated record. The transcript has 11 exons. Lineage: Eukaryota; Metazoa; Chordata; Mammalia; Lagomorpha; Leporidae.
CCCCCCUAUGGGCCCCGGCUGAGGCGCCGCCGCCGGCCGCGGAGCCCCGAUGCUGGCCCGGAGGAAGCCGGUGCUGCCGGCGCUCACCAUCAACCCCGCCGCCGCCGAGGGCCCGUCCCCGACCAGCGAGGGCGCCUCCGAAGCAAACCUCGUGGACCUGCAGAAGAAGCUGGAGGAGCUGGAGCUGGACGAGCAGCAGCGGCGGCGGCUGGAGGCCUUCCUCACGCAGAAGGCCAAGGUCGGUGAGCUCAAGGAUGAUGACUUCGAGAGGAUCUCGGAGCUGGGGGCCGGCAACGGUGGCGUGGUGACCAAAGUCCGGCACCGGCCCUCGGGCCUUGUCAUGGCCAGGAAGCUGAUCCACCUGGAGAUCAAGCCGGCCAUCCGGAACCAGAUCAUCCGCGAGCUGCAGGUCCUGCACCAGUGCAACUCGCCGUACAUCGUGGGCUUCUACGGCGCCUUCUACAGCGACGGCGAGAUCAGCAUCUGUAUGGAGCACAUGGACGGCGGCUCCCUGGACCAGGUGCUGAAGGAGGCCAAGAGGAUUCCGGAGGCAAUCCUGGGCAAAGUCAGCAUCGCGGUCCUGCGGGGCCUGGCCUACCUCCGGGAGAAGCACCAGAUUAUGCACCGAGACGUGAAGCCCUCCAACAUCCUGGUCAACUCCAGGGGCGAGAUCAAGCUGUGCGACUUCGGGGUCAGCGGGCAGCUCAUCGACUCCAUGGCCAACUCGUUUGUGGGGACACGGUCCUACAUGUCUCCGGAGCGGCUGCAGGGCACGCACUACUCCGUGCAGUCGGACAUCUGGAGCAUGGGCCUGUCCCUGGUGGAGCUGUCCAUCGGCCGGUACCCCAUCCCCCCGCCCGACGCCAAGGAGCUGGAGGCCACGUUCGGCCGGCCCGUGGUGGACGGCGCCGACGGAGAGCCCCAGAGCACCUCGCCACGGCCGCGGCCCCCUGGACGCCCCGUCAGCGGUCACGGGGUGGACAGCCGGCCGGCCAUGGCCAUCUUCGAGCUGCUGGACUACAUUGUGAAUGAGCCGCCUCCCAAGCUGCCCAGUGGGGUGUUCACCGCCGACUUCCAGGAGUUUGUAAAUAAAUGCCUCAUCAAGAACCCGGCGGAACGUGCAGACCUCCAGAUGCUCAUGAACCACGCCUUCAUCAAGAGGUCCGAGGUGGAAGAAGUGGACUUCGCGGGCUGGCUGUGCCGGACGCUGCGGCUGCGGCAGCCCAGCACGCCCACGCGCGUGGCCGUGUGAGGCGGCCGCGUCCCCCCCCCCCCCCCCCGCGCUGGCUCCGUGAGGGGCCACUGCUCGCCGUGGUCUGGAACCUGCCCACUUGGGGUCUUACCGAAACAGGCAACGGAACAGCA